Molecule: messenger RNA, 417 nt
Organism: Papaver somniferum (opium poppy)
Lineage: Eukaryota; Viridiplantae; Streptophyta; Magnoliopsida; Ranunculales; Papaveraceae
Product: oxysterol-binding protein-related protein 3C-like
Exons: 3
Coding region: 1-417 (138 amino acids)
Molecular function (GO): lipid binding
Source: RefSeq, a predicted model, not a curated record
AUGACUGGAAAAUGGACAGAGAGUAUGAGUUAUCAACCAUGCGAUGAGGAAGGAAAACCGCUUUCAGGAACUGAACCAAAAGAGAUGUGGAGAGUUCCUGAUGUUCCACUCAAGGAUAAAUAUCAGUUUACAUACUUCUCACAUAAGGGAGAACUAUCAAAAGUCAGCAAGGAGAAAAACAACCUAGAGGUGAGACAGAGAAAGGAAAGGAAAAGUAGAGAAGCCAACGGCGACACAUUUACUCCAAAAUGGUUCGACUUGACUAAUGAAGUAGUAACUACACCAUAUGGCGAAACACCAAUUUACAAAUACAAUUAUAAGUAUAAUGAACACAGAGCAAAAGUGAAUAGCUUAAUCGAGGUUGUGCAACCGAUUGAGUUCAACCCUUGGCAGUAUGGACAAGAAAAGAUGGCUUAA